This is a messenger RNA of Rana temporaria (common frog), 961 nucleotides long. RefSeq lists its product as uncharacterized. The transcript is spliced from 7 exons. NCBI's taxonomy places the organism in Eukaryota, Metazoa, Chordata, Amphibia, Anura, Ranidae. The record is from RefSeq and is a predicted model, not a curated record. Bases 110 to 961 code for a protein of 283 amino acids.
CAAGGCCUGCUUCGCUCAGGUAGCUGAUUCUUCCACUGAAUCUCCACAACCUACAUGAGGGACUUUACAUUUGAACCGCUGCUUUUAUCCUAAUACACGUAGCAAAGAGAUGGAAAUAAUUCCAGAUCAAGUGUCAGACAGCAAACAAAAUGAGCCAUGGCUGGCACUAUGCUUUCGAGAAACUUUGUUACCAGGAGGUCCAUGGCAUAAGGUGUUGGACAGAGUUGGAACUAGCUUUGCUGAAAAAGUGGAACCAUCACUUAAUGAUCCUAAGGAGAGGCAAAUGAUAUUUAAGCUCCUGGGAAAGGACUUUGUAGAAAAACAUUUUAGUAAAUACCCAAAUAAUCCUAGUCUGUUACAUCCUCCAAGCAUAAGUAAGAUUGAAUUUGAGAAACUGGAAAAAAACAAACAAAACUGUCUGUCGGAACUUUGGACAAAAACAGCAGAGCAAAUGGGAUGUUAUCCUUCAGGUGACCCUGCUAAACUCUCAGCAGAAAUGACACAUUUUGUCAAUCACACCUUUAAUCUAGUUGAAAAUAAGAUGGAUUUGAUCUUGGCAACUAGUAGCUUCAGCAAUUGCCAAAGUAAUGUUGCCAAAAUGAUGGACUAUUCUGGAAUGGAUAAUGAGCUACUAGCUUGGAGAUCAUUCUCAAGGAGACGGCCAAAAUCAGUGGAGAGUAAAGAUUUAUCUUUUGCAAUGGACAAGGCAGAGAGAUUCAAAUUAAACAAGUACAAAGGAAUUGCAGAAGUACAGCAAAAGACCCCACCACCUUUAAGCUGUGCAGGGAGUGAAGCACUGGGAAAUGCACUAUGUGACAUCAUUAAAUCAAACUCAAGUGCCAUUACAACAAUAUGUAAAAGACUCAAUGGACACCUACUUCCCAAAGCUCUACGACAGUUUAUAUGGCUGGAUAAACUUAUGAGAUCUGAAAAAAAAUUUAAAGGGGAAAAAAUUGAGUAA